GAACAGGCUAAAAGAUGCCAAACCUACCGGAAUUAGGACCACAGCAGAAAGGGACGGUGAUUUACGUUUCAAGGAGGGAGGACGCCGAAUUCAAUGUUCGCUUUACGAUACCGCCGCAUGGCUACUACUUUAACGUGAACUGGGACGAGAAUGGGCGAUUUCUCAACAAUGGGACCGGUAUUAUGUACCAUGUAUUUAGUGUCUUUGUGACCUACAUGAGGCUUAAUUACAGCAUUCAGAUACCUCACGAGCACACGACAGGUACAUAUGUGUCGUCGACUGGCCAGUGGACAGGUUCCUUAAGUUCGUUGCAAGUUAAGGAGGUGGAUGUAGCGAUUGGACCAUUUAUUCCAACUGAGGAGAGAAUUAAGGAUUUUCAGAUAACAACACCAUUCAUCUGGGACGCCUCGCGCAUAGCAGCAGGUACCGAUGAGAAGUGGCUCCCCGGCACUUAUAGUCUUCGGAUACUUCUGACUGUCUGGCUUAUAGCUAUUCUCAUCAUUUUGCAAGUGUUUAAUGCAAAAAUUCGUGCUACGCUUUUGAUCAAAACGGAACCCCCACGCGUGGAGAACGCUGCUACAAGCUCAAAGGAUCCAUAUCUGAUGGAAAUUGAACGGCUUUCCGUCUUGUUGAAGUCGCAGUAUUUCGAUUCUGAGCUUUUUCUGCCUCCUCGACUCAUCGACGUGCUUGCAGGUCGAGCGGUUAUAAUUGCGGAUACAGUCACUCUCACCAGUGGUAUAAUCCAAAACUGUAUGGACGUUCCACCAGCUCAGCGUACCGGUUUUUACUAUAUAGGCCGAGAGCCAUGCAGUCAUCAUUAUUUAGGGUUGAUGAUGCAGCAGGAUAUACAUCCAAGGCUUCGGAAAGCUAUUAACUACAAGAUUCGUCAGAUGCUUGAUUCCGGCUUGGUGUAUAUGUGGAGGGAACGCUCAUUGCAGUCGCUAGAUACCUGUAGCCGUCGCGAUGAAAGUCAGGAUAAUAAUGCUCGUCCACUCGAUCUACAGGACGUUCAGGGUCUGUUUUACAUGCUGAUUCUACUCCUAAGCUUUGAUUUGCUGCUUCUGUUAGCGGAGUUGGCAGUGAGCUUAUUGUGUUUCUGCAUACGAAAGAAGGCCAUAGCAGUCCCCUGCCUCGAAAAUGUUUUGCCCGACUUCAUUUUCAAAACGAAAAACAAUAACGAUAGAUUUCAUAAGAUUGUGUUCGUAAAAAGACAUUAUACAUGA
Messenger RNA from Varroa destructor (honeybee mite), 1223 nucleotides. RefSeq lists its product as uncharacterized. Gene Ontology annotation, cellular component: membrane. NCBI's taxonomy places the organism in Eukaryota, Metazoa, Arthropoda, Arachnida, Mesostigmata, Varroidae. The record is from RefSeq and is a predicted model, not a curated record. Gene Ontology annotation, molecular function: ligand-gated monoatomic ion channel activity.